AUGCAGCCAGAGCUGUGGCUCUUCGCCAGCCUCUUCUGCCUUGUGGCAGCAGCUCCACUGGGCUUUGACAAUGAGGAUGUUAGCGACCUCAUCGGGAUCGGUGGAAAGAUGGCGGCGCAGGGCGAUAUCUCCAAGGUUGACCAGGCGCUGUCGAAGAAGUCGCGCCGAAAGCGCAUGAGUGCGUGCAUUCGUGCAACUCGACGUCGACUGGAGACGCGGUCAGAUGAGGUGGAGACGGCUGUCUCUUCGCUCAUGGCACAGAGCACUCCAGGGAUGAAGGAGUUCACGGAGGAAGAGGCUGUCAAUCAGCUGUUCUCAUUGACAGUUUUCGCAUGCUACGAGCACGUAGACAACCAGACUAUCGCCGAGGUCCUGCAGGGAGCAGAGCAGCUCGACGAAGAGAAGGGCUCGACAGUCUUCAGGGACGUGCUCUCCGCACGGCGACCCAGCCGGGCGCAAAUGGAGCUCUACGAGGCUGUGGUCCAGGAGGAGCAAGCUCGUCUGCUUGAGCAGAUGACACCAGAUGACAUGCCCGGCGCCUUGGGCAAUAUCGGCCGAAAGAUGUCCACCGCCACGAAGGCGGCUUACGUGGUCUCUGUGCUCGCAGGCGCAGCUCGGAGAGAGUUGUCCAGAGUUAUGUGUUGA
This is a messenger RNA of Symbiodinium sp. CCMP2456, 645 nucleotides long. The record is from the annotation of a GenBank genome assembly. Lineage: Eukaryota; Dinophyceae; Suessiales; Symbiodiniaceae.